Lucilia cuprina (Australian sheep blowfly) is the source of this 6974-nucleotide messenger RNA. It is a transcript of the gene shakB, whose product is annotated as innexin shaking-B. The record is from RefSeq and is a predicted model, not a curated record. Gene Ontology annotation, cellular component: gap junction; plasma membrane. The transcript is spliced from 7 exons. NCBI's taxonomy places the organism in Eukaryota, Metazoa, Arthropoda, Insecta, Diptera, Calliphoridae. Gene Ontology annotation, molecular function: gap junction channel activity. The coding region runs from base 1751 to 2869 and encodes 372 amino acids.
CUCAAAAAGUGCUGCCAAGUUUUAAAUAAUCUCAAAACUUAAGAGAUCACAAAGAAUAAAAAAUUUAUGAAAAUAAAAGAAUAUUUCUUCACAUGGAAAACUAAUUAAUAUUUAUAAAGCAAAGAGUUUUUCCUCAAUUUUCCAACACUUGUACACACAACAAGAAAAACAUCUGAGAGUUUUCCUCUAUUUUGGCCAACCAAACUGAGAUGCUAGAACUAAACACUAAACAGUGAUAGUCUUUAUUUUGGCGGCAUUGUGUACGGGCGUCUGGUCUUUCGAACUAGUACGGUUAUUAUAUUUGUUAUUCCGAUAUUUAUUUUUUCGGUUCUGUUUUUUCUUCGCUCGGUUCUGGCUUCAAGAAGUAAAGUGGACCAAAUUUCAAAAAAGAAAAAAAAACUUUAUGUUCAAGUUGUGUGUUGGCGUAUGUUGUGUAUUUUAUGUAUGAAGUGAAAUAAAAUGAAAAGAAAUUAUAAAUAAUGAAAAAAUCUUGCAUACGUUUUUUAAGUUUUCUUUUUACGAGAAAUUAACAGAAGGAAAAUAAAAUAAUAAUAGAAAAAAGAAAUACCUACUAAUAGGCCAGACGCAAAGUUGCGUUCAUUCGAAAGUAUGCGUGAGUGACUGUGUAUACGUUACAUGAGAGUUGAUCGUGAAAUUUUGUUUUCAUAAUUAUAAACAAAAAAAUCUAUAUAAAAAAACGAUCUUUAACAAUUUAUACAUGACGUGCCUUUUACGAGAUCAAUAUGUGGUCGUACAAUUUUCAAUCGAAUUUUAAGUCUAUUUCGUUCGAAAAAUUCAAUGAUUUAAAACAAAAAUCACAUUCUUUGAGUAUGCGAUAAAAGGAAAUGUGAAAAAAUUGUUAAAGUAAUUAAGUUCACUAUAGUGGUGAAACAAUAACAACAAAAAAUAUUUAACAUAAAAUUGAAAAUGAAAGUGACAUCAGUAUGAUUUAUAAUGAUCCAUACAGGGUACAACAAACUACAAAAAAGUAGAUCAAAUAGUAAAAUCGGAAACAUGUGAUGCUAAAAAAUAAAUUUAAAGAAAUAAGAAAAAUGAGCAUAAAGUGCCUUAUAUUUUGCUCUUCAGAUAUUUUUAUUUCUAAACAAACUAAAUCCAACCACAAUAAAAACGGCAAUCAUAAAAAUAACGAACAACGAAAAUUUGUAGAUGAAAUUUUACAAACAAACAAAUCGAACUAGAAUCGAAAAGGGGAAAAAGCAGAAAAACAUAUAGAUAUUGUUUUGAAAACAAAAAUUAAAUGUUUAACAAUUUCUAAAAUGCAAAAGCCUAUAAAAAAUAAACAAAAUCUUUGUAUUAUCAAUAUAACAACGGAAUUGAAUUUCAAGUGUUUGUGUACAAAACAAUAUACAACGACGAAAAAGCGAAAAUGCCACAGAGUUGCAUUUAGCUAUAGUAAUUAUAAAAACGAACAUUUCAGAGAUAUACAAAAACAACAGCAACAAAAUGAUCAGCAUCUACGCUUAACUAUGGCAGUGCCACGAAAAAGAAAGUUUCAGAAAAUUUCAGCAACGAUACAAUAAUAUUUUCGUGAUUAAACAAAAUUUAUAUAUUAUUAGAAAAAAAAAAACAUUUUCUACAACAAAUCAAAAAAAAAAACAUACAAAAUAUAUCACCUUAUAUUUAGCAUUAAAACGCUGAUAUAAAUUUAUUAAAAUUCAACGCUCCUAGCACUAAACUUCACUUUAAUUUUGUAAAGUGAAGUUAGUCGGUUUACAAUUGUUGGCGAACAAUGUUAGAUAUAUUCCGUGGAUUGAAAAACCUUAUAAAGGUCACUCACGUUAAAACCGAUUCACCAGUAUUUCGUUUGCAUUACUCUAUAACUGUGAUGAUAUUGAUGUCAUUUUCCCUAAUUAUAACCACACGUCAAUAUGUUGGUAAUCCCAUCGAUUGUGUUCAUACUAAAGAUAUUCCAGAAGAUGUUCUCAAUACAUAUUGUUGGAUACAUUCGACAUACGCGCUUAAAAGUUAUUUUAAGAAAAAGCAGGGCGUCUCCGUACCGUAUCCAGGCAUUGGCAAUUCCGAUGGGGAUUUGCAUGAAAAGAAACACUAUAAAUAUUAUCAAUGGGUGUGUUUUUGCCUAUUUUUUCAGGCAAUUUUAUUUUAUACACCAAGAUGGCUGUGGAAGUCUUGGGAAGGUGGCAAAAUUCAUGCACUUAUCAUGGACUUAGAUAUAGGAAUCUGUUCCGAAGCCGAGAAAAAACAAAAAAAGAAAUUACUUUUAGAUUAUUUAUGGGAAAACCUAAGAUAUCACAACUGGUGGGCGUACAGAUACUAUGUGUGCGAGUUAUUAGCACUCGUAAAUGUGAUAGGUCAAAUGUUUCUUAUGAAUCGAUUUUUCGAUGGCGAAUUUAUGACAUUUGGCUUAGAAGUGAUAAAGUAUAUGGAAGACGAUCAGGAGGAUCGAAUGGACCCCAUGAUUUAUAUAUUCCCUAGAAUGACCAAAUGUACAUUUUUUAAAUAUGGUUCUAGUGGGGAGGUGGAAAAACAUGAUGCCAUAUGCAUAUUGCCAUUAAAUGUUGUUAAUGAAAAAAUCUAUAUUUUCCUUUGGUUUUGGUUCAUACUAUUAACACUAUUAACAUUAUUAACACUGAUAUACAGGGUGGUUAUUAUAUUUUCACCACGUAUGAGGGUGUACUUAUUUCGUAUGCGAUUUAGGUUAGUGCGUCGAGACGCUAUAGAAAUAAUUGUUCGUCGUUCAAAGAUGGGCGAUUGGUUUUUAUUGUAUUUAUUAGGCGAAAACAUAGAUACGGUUAUAUUUCGAGAUGUUGUACAGGACUUAGCCAAUCGUUUAGGACAUAACCAACACCACAGGGUGCCUGGACUAAAGGGCGAAAUACAAGAUGCAUGAUAUUGGGAGUAUUAGAAACCAUACAAAAUGCAAAACGUUGUCUCCAUCUAAAAAAAACAGUAAAACUUCAAUGAAACUACCAAAAAAACAAAUAAAAAAUCCAAAAAAUACAAAAAAAAAUAAAAAAUUAAAAAAACAAAAUGCUGCCAAGUUUGCUUUUUAUUAGCAAUUUAUAUAAACACCAACAUCACCAACAACCAACAAUAAAAAACACAAAACUCGAUCAUCAAAACAAUAUGGAAAACAAAGUCCUUAAUAAAAAUAAACAAUGGAUUAACAGGAAUAUAAACAAUAACUACAGGACUACAACUAAAAUUAUUGCAGACGCACAAUUACAAAAAAUAUCAUCUCGUCAUCAUUAAAAAUCAGCAUCACCGACCAACAAGCAUUUCCAUCAUCAUUUAACCCCACAGAAGUCGAACAACACCUUUAGCCCACAAAACAGGAAGAAGAGAAAGAAGUUUUUUUUGUUUUUUUAAGUCUUUAAGCUAAGGAUUGAUAAUAAGACAAUUGUCUUAAAUUUUUUUAGGACAAUUUGUAAAAUAAUAUAACACAAAACAACCAACAAACAAAUAGUUAUAAGAUCAAUCAGAAGAAAAUUAUAAACAUCAUCAUCAUACCAUCAUGACUACUAGUUUCAAAAGUUUAGACCUCCAAGAGUAAAAGCAGGUUUAGAAUAAAAACGUAUAAUUGGAUUAAUUCAUCAUAUGACAUCAUUCAAGCAUUUUUUAAGAACACUGGCUCUUGCUGCUUUGUGUAGUUUAACACUUUAUAAUCAUGAUAGAACCUUAAGCUUAAAUGAAAAAAAAAUCUUAAAAAAAUCAAAAAAGAAAAUUUGGAGACAACAACCGGUGUAUAAUUGCAUUUUUGUAUUGGCCAAAAACGCAAAAGCCCCCAAAAUCCACAAAAAUGACAACACAAUAAGUAAUAACAAAUGAAGAAACAACAACAAAGUGUUCAUUUAUUUAACUAAAUUUAGACAAACAAAAUCCUUUUUUAUAUAAAACUACUUAAAAAAAUCUCUCAAAAAAAUCUAUAAAAACACAAUUCAUAUACUAAUCAGGCCGCCAACUAAAUAAAGAACACUCAGUUAUCAUGUUUUAACUAAAGAACAUCAAAAUUAAACGCCCUCGUCUAAAACAAACAAACACCCUUUAAGAUAAACGAGAAUAUAUCAACAACCAACAACAAAAACAUUUAAACAACAUCCUUUAAAUUUAAAUUUUAUAAUUAAAACAAAAGAAAACAUAUUCAAACCUAAGAAAACCAAAAAACAAACAAAAUAGCGCGCAUCAUCUAAUAACCAUUCAAACAAAAAAAGAGAAAGAAAAAAUGUUAUAAUAACAAGUAAUUUCUUUCUAAAUAAAAUUAAAACAAAAAUCAAUAUCAUAUUAAACAAAAUUACACCAUCUACAAACACACAAAACAUACACUCGAGAAAAAAAUUAACCAUAAAAAAAUAGUAUUAAACAAAAUACCUUUUUUAAACAAAAUCCGAGAAAAACGAAUUGAAAAAAAAAUCAUUAGAAUCAUUACUACUCUAUCAAUAGUUAAAAAGUACAUACAAACAUCAAGAAAAAAAAAUUUAAGUAAAAAAACAAAACAAAAAUACUCCCCCUUUUAAAUUAAACAAUAAACUCAUUAAUAUUAUUAUAAAAAAAAAUGUACAGAAUUUUUUUAUUAAAAAUUAGUUACAAAUUAAAGAAAUUAUAAAAAUAAAAAAAAAACAUAAGCAAUUAUUUGUAGUUAUAUUACUUUUUCUAUUAUUAAGAGUAUUGUUAAAAGAAUUUACAAUUCAUAAGAAACUUUAGUUUAAUCAUUAAAAAAAACUCAAUAAAAACAAAAACAAAAACAAAUAAAUAUUAUAUAUUUAAUAUCCGUCCAAAAAUGCAUACAUUUUUAGCGAACUAAUGAAAACUACCAACCAACUACCAGCAUUCAUUCCAAUUCAAUUUUUAGAGACCAAAAUUAUAGCAAAGAAAAUAUAAAGAAACGCAGGAAACCAAUUAAACAAAAAAUAUCCUCAGAUUGUCAUUUCAGACUUACAAACUUAUUAUUAUGCAAAUACAUAGGGAUUUUUGUUUAUAUUAUUAUAUUAUUGACUAUUUUCUAAUUUGUUUUUUUUUAGUAAAAUAUUUUUCUAUAUUUUGGCUUUUAAUCUAAAUUAUAUAUAUUACGUUUUAUAAACAUAAAGUGAUCUAAAAUGUGCAAAGGACAAAGUAGACACGUUUUUUAAACAAAUUACAUGUUCACUGUUGUUUUAAGUAUGACAUAGGUGGAUGUGACAAAUGAAUACCUAUGACAAGUUUUGUUUGUUUUUUUUACAUGUGUGAGCUUUAAUAGCUCAGAAAUUAACUUUGCAAGAGAGUAAUAGAGCUCCUUAUAGAAUCCUUUGGUUAUUUCUUCUUUAAAUGUGUAGUUGAACAGACCUCUGACUGGUUUUGUCUCUUUUUUAUAUAUGUACAUAUAUGAAAGCUUUAAAAUAUGUAUGUGAGUGCUAGAGAGCAAAAUAGAUCAUAAAUGAGCCAAUCGCCCAUUUUUGUUCUUAAGCACGUGUUAAUGCAUGACAAGAAUCUCAUUAGAGCGAUAUUUGCCAAUUACUUAAAAAACUACCAACUUUUAUUCACAAGUUCUAAAUCAAAUAUACCUACAAAUGUAUCUCGUCUCAAGAAAGAAGUCAAACUUAACUAACUUCGUAGAUAGACUCACUCUGUAUGAAAAGCGUUUUUCAAAAAUGAUCAGGCUUUUUUAUAAUCUUUAGCAAAAUCAUUUCCUUUUUUUUUGAGAUAUAUUUAUUUUAUACGGGUAAAAGUUAAAAAAAAUCUGAUCCCUAAAAUUGUCAUAUUUAAAGGAACUUAUACAUAACUUCGUAAACACCUUUAAAGAAUCUUGUGUUUUCUUUUAACUCUUUCACGUAUAUGGAACACUACUGACCCCAGAUUUUUUAAAUUUUAUCCUAUUUAGGGGUUUAUUUAGAAUUAACAGCUACAGUAAAUGGGCAUUUCCAAAGAAAAUUUUUAGAAUUUGAUGUGUGUAAUGAAGUUAUAUCCAUAAAAAGUCCAGGGAUGGAUAAAAUUAAACUAAAAUUUAAGAAAUAAUUACAAAAAAACUUUCUUUAGAUCGGUUCAGCUCAGUAGCGGUCAUUUCUUGACCUAUAUUUUGGGUAUCGUCAUAAAACAAAGCAUAAAAAAUGUCAAAUAUUCCUUCCUUUAGGAUAUUUUCGAAUUUCAAAAGACGAAUUAAAAAAAAAUUAUAUUAUUUUAAAUAUUGACUGAGCAACAAGUUCAUUCAAAAAAAAAAAAAAACUUCUAAGUAUGUAUAAAAUAUUCUAAACAGGCUUUAGAAUACUCUAGAGUAUUUGGAAUCUUGAAUGAAAUCGUAAUAAAGAAGACUAUUCUCAGUAUAUGCUGCAUUCAGAAUUACGUUUUUUGGAGUAUUAGAGCUAGUAAAAGGGGGAAAACAGAGUUUACUUAUAUAUUUCAGAUAUUGGAUUCAGAAUAUAUUAGUUUCACUAUUCUAUAGAAAUUUUUAGAUUUUUGUACCUCAAAUUUUAUUGACUUUAAGAUCUAAAGAGUAAAAAUUAAAAAAAGCUUAGAGAUCUUAGAGACACUGCAAAAGUUUAUAUAAUUAUGCUUAGUAAUCUACAAUUUUACGUAUUCUCUUAGUAAAUAUGGUACAACAAUAACUUUAUUAACAAAUUUUCAGAUUGUGGCUUAAAUCAUGGAAUUAACUACGGCAAUAACUAUAGAUGUUUCUAAUAAUACUUGCACUUUUUUUAUAUAACUUAUAGCAUUUAGUUGACAACAAUGAGUUCACUUCUCAAAAGCACAUUUUAGAUCUACUUAUUUAGAACAGGAUUUAUUAUUGAAAAAUAUUUACAAACUUAAGUUUUAUUUGUUAAAAUCUAAGGACGAUGUUAAAGAGAUUUCCAUAAUUACCAAGAAAAAAAACUUACCACACAAGAUCAAAAGGAAUAGUAAUAAACACUGCCAGGAUUUUAGAUGAACAAAAGAGCAACCAUUAGAACCACAUACAAUACACUUACACCUCACCAUCAAAAAAAAAAAAAAAUGUUAGUAAACUACGAGACAGGUAAAGAAAUUAA